CAGCGUCGCUAUAGCCAUAGAAUAAUUAUAUAGCAGUGGGACCAUUGCGAAAAUUAUUUACAGUGAUGUCCGCGUUGCCACCCGCUCGCUACCGCUCGGACAAAAAAAAACGAAAAUAUCGUUACUAGUAUAUCACCACUAGUUUAGUGAUAAAUAUGCGACGAGUAAUGACACGCAUGCGUAAUAGAAAUAAGUCACCUGGCGAAGUGGCGACUCGUCCUUAAAAUUUGAUUUACUGGUGUGAACAAAAAUUGGGACAUUUACAUGGAUAAUAUUAUCUAUGGAUAUUUGGACCAUAUUAUUAUCAUGAUAGCAGUAAUUUUUUGUGUAUGUUCAAUGGUUUUAUGCAUGCUUAGUGGCGACAUCAGGGCCGAGCGGACAAACCAAAUUGGCUUCUAGAUUUUAAUUCAUAGGCCGUAGCUCUAUCCAAUUCCAUCCAAAUUUUGGACAAAGCUGCGAAUCAUAUUUCAAAAUUGUCAAAACCAAGAUCUAUUCACUGACUAAUCCACUGACCACUAAAGAAAAUAUUUACUGCCCACCGGACCACAGUAGAGUAGUAGAGAUAGCUGUGCUCCGUGGCUGUGUUGACUGCUUACAUUUAUCUUUUCUAUGGUUUAUAUAUAAACACUAUGCAGAGUGGUCAUUUCCACUUUAAUUCACGGGCAGCGGUGAUAAUUAUUGAUGAUCUAUCAUCAUACUGUGGUGGUCAAAAUCGUCUGUAAGCACCUGUCUGUAUUGCUUUUUCUGCAGUACAUCUCCAUCGGUUUUUAUCAUCGUCGUGGUCCCAGACAGUCUGAGUAAAACCAAAAUGAAUAAUCAUAAGUCAGAUAAAGUCAAAAAGACAAAAGACAAAAAAAAAGUACCUCAAAUAGGUAUUGAACUAGAUGGCAGUUUAAUUAAAGUUUCACCAUCAAUCUUAAAUAAUAUUAUAGAAAGUGAAUGCAUCAACUUUAUGUUGGAAAAUCACACCAAGAAGGAUAUUAUUGGCCUAAAUGAUUUGAUUAAUGUUCAGAAUUGGAAAAAAAAAUAUAAAAAAUUGGAGACUCAAGCCAGAAUGUUAGAUAGUAUUGCAAAUCGCUUGAAGAGAGAUUUAGAAACAGAUAAGUUUGCACAACCAUUGAGGUGUCUUUCUGCUUCGGUUAAUCAACAUGUUAUAGUUACAUUGAACAUCAAAGCGAAAAUGGCCAGGGAUGCACUUCAGAAGAAUUCUAAGAAGAUAUAUCAAAUAUUUACAAUAUCAGAUAGUGAAGAUGAUGUCAUAAUAACUGAUACGUCAAAUAUCAAAUCAAUACAAACUAAAAAAGAAAAUAUUAUUGAUUUGAUUGAUUUAGAUAAUGAUACCCAAAACUUGGAGACUAAAAAUAAACCAGCUCCGAAAUCGAAAACAAAUUGUAAAUCAUAUAGUGAAGAUGAUCCUGUCAUAAUAACUGGUACGUCAAAUAUCAAAUCAAUACAAACUAAAAAAGAAAAUAUUAUUGAUUUGAUUGAUUUAGAUAAUGAUACCCAAAACUUGAAGGUUAAAGUUAAGCCAGCUUCAAAAUCAAAAACAAAUGUUUCUAUACCUGAUCUUAAAACCAAUGGUAAUAAUAAAGUACUGCCAAUUAAUAUUGAAGCCGGCAAAACUUUAAGUCGUGGAGAAUUUUUAUCCACAACUAUACAUAAACGGAAACCUGGGCCAAAAUCAAAAACAAUGUUUGUUGGUGAUAUGGUUCCUUUUAAUGCUGAAAAUGAGGAAACUCCUGCAAAAAAAAUGCGUUUAAAUGAGUGUGAAGUUAUUAAUAACAAAGAAUCAAAUACAAUAAAUUUGUUAAAUUGUAAUUCAGUAAAGGAAUCAAAAGUUCCUGAGAAGUAUUUCCUUAGUUUAAAGUAUCCACCACCUUAUCCCUUAAUACCACCACAUAAUAAUGAACCUUCAUGGAAAAACGUGCCACCGAAACCUAAUAUGACAAUUAAGGUUUUAGGAAAUAAAGUGACUUUAACUUGGGACUUGAAUUUGACUUGGCAGACGGCAAAGAUCAAAAUGUAUGAACUAUUUGUAUGCCAAGAAUCAGAUGCACCUCCAAACACCUCUAUGUGGAAAAAAAAGGGCAAUAUAGACGCAGAUUUGUUGCCUAUGGCUUGUGAACUAGAAAUGUUUGAUUUAGGACAUAUUUACUAUUUUGCUCUAAGAGCGGUGGAUGUCCACGACAGACGUGCACCUUGUGCAAUUCAAAAAACUAAGAUUUAGAAUUUAAGUUAUCAAUUUACGAUAAGUAUUUUAUUAUAACUAAAAUGGUAUUAUCCAAUGGGUUAAAUAUUGUAAAUUAUUAAUUUACAACAGUUUAUAAAUCUUUUUUCUCAAUAAUUUAAUGAUGAGUAGAUGUAUAUUUUUUAAUUGUAAGCUAUUAUAACUUACUGAAUUUGAUUGUGAACUUUUAUAUAUUGAUAUCUUUAGUUUGAAUAUAAUAAAUACAAGAUCUGAUAUUACA
Messenger RNA from Metopolophium dirhodum (rose-grain aphid), 2468 nucleotides. RefSeq names its product activating transcription factor 7-interacting protein 2-like. Lineage: Eukaryota; Metazoa; Arthropoda; Insecta; Hemiptera; Aphididae. The record is from RefSeq and is a predicted model, not a curated record. Gene Ontology annotation, cellular component: nucleus; transcription regulator complex. Gene Ontology annotation, molecular function: protein binding; transcription coregulator activity. Bases 809 to 2227 code for a protein of 472 amino acids. The transcript is spliced from 4 exons. Gene Ontology annotation, biological process: regulation of DNA-templated transcription.